AUGGUGGGUGAUGGCUCCUGCCUUAUCUCUGAUCUGGACUGGUGAGGCCAGCAGAGAUCAUUUUCAGAGAGAUAUGACCCCAGCUUGAAGACCAUGAUCCCAGUGAGACUCUAUGCAAGGCUGGCACCCAACCCUGUGGAUGACGCAUGGCUGCUCUCCUUUGCCACAUUCUCUUGACUCACGCCAGUGAUGGUGAAAGGCUACAAGCACACGCUGACCGUGGACACCCUGCCCCUACUGUCACCGUAUGAAUCAUUCGACACCAAUGCCAGAAGAUUUCGAAUCCUUUGGGAUGAAGAGAUAGAAAGAAUGGGUCCCGAGAAAGCCUCUCUGGGCCGAGUGAUCUGGAAAUUCCAGAGGACGCAUGUUUUGAUGGAUAUCGUGGCCAAUAUCCUGUGCAUUAUCACGGCAGCCAUAGGGUCGAUGGUUCUCAUUCACCAAAUCCUCCAGCAGACGGAGAGCAUCUCCAGGAAGGUCUCGGUUGGCGUCAGCCUGUGCACAGCCCUUUUCACCACCGAGUUUACCAAAGUUCUCUUUUGGGCCCUUGCCUGGGCCAUAAAUUACUGCAUGGCGAUCCAGUUGAAGGUGGCCAUCUCCACCCUGGUUUUCGAAAACCUGGUGUCAUUCAAGACGCUGACACACAUCUCUGUUGAUGAGGUGCUCAAUAUACUAUCAAGUGAUAGUUAUUCUUUGUUUGAAGCUGCCUUGUUUUGUCCCUUGCCAGCCACCAUCCUUAUCCUAAUGGCUGUCUGUGUAGUGUACGCCUUUUUCACUCUGGGGCCCACAGCCCUCAUCGGGAUAUCCGUGUAUGUGCUAUUCAUCCUCAUCCAGAUGUUUAUGGCUAAGCUCAGUUCAGCUUUUCGAUGAUCAGCAAUUUCAGUGACAGAUAAGCAAGUUCAGACAAUGAAUGAGUUUCUGACCUGCAUCAAGCUGAUUAAAAUGUACCCCUGGGAGAAAUCUUUUACGAACGCCAUCCGAGAUAUAAGGAAGAGGGAAAGGAGAUUACUGGAAAAAGCUGGAGUUGUCCAACGUGGAAACUCAGCACUGGCUCCCAUUGCAUCCACCAUAGCCAUUGUACUGACAUUCACCUGCCACAUCCUCCUGAGAUGAAAGCUCACUGCCCCAGUGGCAUUUAGUGUGAUUGCCAUGUUUAAUGUAAUGAAGUUUUCAAUGGCAAUCUUACCUUUCUCCAUCAAAGCAGUAGCUGAAGCCAAUGUCUCUCUAAGGAGAAUGAAGAAAAUUCUCAUAGCUAAAAGCCCCCCAUCUUACAUCACCCAUCCAGAAGACCCAGAUACAGUCUUGCUUUUAGCAAAUGCCACCUUGACAUGGGAGCAAGAAACCAGGGGGAAAAGUGACCUAAAGAAAUUGCAGAACCAGAAAAAGCAUUUUCUUAAGAAACAGAGGCUAGAGGCAUACAGUUUGGGUCCAUCAGGUUGGGGAGUCACCAGGGCCAAGGAGCAACGUGGCAGCCCCAAAUCAGUUCUGCACAAUAUAAGCUUUGUGGUGAGAAAGGGGAAGGUCUUGGGCAUCUGUGGGAAUGUUGGAAGUGGAAAGCGCUCCCUGCUCGCAGCUCUCCUAGGACAGGUAAGCUUUACAACAAGGGUCAUGGCCAUCAAUGGGACUGUGGCCUACAUUUCCCAGCAAGCAUGGAUCUUUCAGGGAGAUGUGAGAGAAAACAUAUUAUUUGGAGAAAAGUAUGAUCACCAAAGGUAA
Kogia breviceps (pygmy sperm whale) is the source of this 1713-nucleotide messenger RNA. RefSeq names its product ATP-binding cassette sub-family C member 12-like. Gene Ontology annotation, molecular function: ATP binding; ABC-type transporter activity. Gene Ontology annotation, biological process: transmembrane transport. The record is from RefSeq and is a predicted model, not a curated record. The transcript is spliced from 11 exons. Gene Ontology annotation, cellular component: membrane. Lineage: Eukaryota; Metazoa; Chordata; Mammalia; Artiodactyla; Physeteridae.